AUGUCUGGACUUCGUCGUUCAACUAGGGCAGGCUCAAAAUCAAAGGAAGAACAGGAUAAUGGAACAAGAAGUGAUGAUUCGGUGACUGAGCACAUCAAGGAAGACCAAAGAGCUACAUUGGCAGUAACUUACGAAGACGAUAUAUUUGAUUCUGACUCGUCCAGUGAAGAGGAUAAUGACGCUGAUGAUGAUGACUAUGUUGACCCCUCAGUGUCAAGAAAAAGAAAGGGCACUUCUCAGAGGAAAGGAGGUCGCAAGAGGAAAAGUCCUGCAAAGACUGGUAAGAAAUCGGCCAUGUCAAACAAUACUAGUGGUAGAGCCCAUGUAUCUGGCAGCAAGAAGGAUCAAGAGAAGUAUUUAGAAAUUAUUAAAGACUUCGAACCUAUUGAAUUAUUCAAUGCCUUAUCUGUAUCGGAGGAUGUUUCCAUUGACGAGUUGCUUAGAGAUUGGCUGGACACCUACCAAGAAGAUAGAGAUCAGUUUCUUGCAGAAUUCAUUAAUUUGUUACUAAAUUGUUGCGGUGCUGUGGCAAAAGUAGAAAAGCAUGACGUUCAUAGUAAUGACUCCUCGAAUGAGACAAUAGGUGAGAUUCAAUUGUUAUUUCAAAGACAGAAACUUCAUGAAUUUCAUCUAUUGAUCAGUAAAACGAACAAAAAGACCGCAAGCUAUAGGCCACUGUACCAAAAUUUUGUCGAAUUUAUGUCAAAAUUGCUAGAGAUUGCCGAUGAUUUACAGUUACUUUAUGUUGAAACGGGUAAUAAUGUCAAAGAAAAUAGCGAUAAUGAGGAUGAAGUGAACUCAGAAAUUACUAUGAGUCCAUUAAUCUUAGAUUUGUUGACCUGGUUAUCAUCCUUUUCUGUUUCCAAAAUUAGAUGUUUCAGAUAUGUGUCCACCUUGACACUCUACUUAUUCCAAGAUUUCUUAUCUGAACAUAUUGUUAAUCUAGAUAAGAAUUAUUUAUCCAAAUUCACCAGGCAAUUAAAUCUAGAAAAAAAGAAGAAAAGACCAAAUAAGAAAACAAUAGCCCAAUUUGAAAAUAAUAUUCUUGAAAUUCAAAGUAAUAGGGCUGUGAUAGAAAAUAUCGUGGAUAACAUAAUAAAACUUUGUUUUAUUCAUAGAUUCAAAGAUGUAGAUGAAUCGAUAAGAUCAGAAUCAAUGCUCCACUUAUCUAUCUGGAUCGAUAAUGAUCCCGAAUAUUUUAUGAAAGUCACCUUCUUGAAAUAUUUUGGUUGGUUAUUAAGCGAUUCUUCGUCUACUGUCAGAUUACAGGUACUCAAAAUCUUGCCUGAUGUUAUCAAGAAGUCAAAAACUGAAUCAGCAACGGAUAAUUCUGCAAUUAGACAAUUUUUUGAAAGGUUUAAGCAAAGAAUUUUAGAAAUUUCCCUGAAAGAUGUUGACUUAGAAGUGCGAUUGAAUGCUGUUAAUAUUUUAGUUGAAAUUUCCUCGCUGGGAUAUUUAGAUAAUGCCGAAAUCUUGGUUAUCUCUAGUUUAAUAUUUGCCAAUGAUGAAAUUAAAGUAACAUCACACAGCAAAAACUCAAGAUUUUUGUCAUCGGCAGCAAAGUUCUUGGCGAGGGUCGUCAAUGAACAAUGUAAUGAUUUUAUUAGAAAUAAUGAAGUCGACGAAAAUUUGUCCAAAAUUGAAACUUCGUCAAUUAUCAAAAUUGGAACUUUCAUUCGCUUUUUAAGUAAUUCGUUGUUGUACUAUUUGCAAGAUAAAAACGAAGAAGAAAUCACCCCUAGAAUGAAAAUUCACAUUCUUUUCCAGGCUGCAGAGUUUUUAUAUCCAUAUUUUGGUUCACAAAUAGAAAAUAUUUCACUCUUAUUGACAGAUGAUAAUGAAUUCACAAAUGUAUUUAACAUGUUGUCACAGAUUUCAAAGGAAAAUGAACAGACAAUGGAACUCGAUGAAGAGGUGUUUGAUACAUCGUUGCUACUACCAACAGAUGAUAAUAAUACUAUAUUUUAUGUCACUGUCUUGAACGGUUUAUGUCAUGGAGGAAUAUCCAUCAAGGCCCAAAUUGUGAGUCAGUCUGUGAUACCAUAUUUGGGUAAGCUAUUGAAUAAUUUACCAAUACAAUCGAGCGACGUUUUGUCUCCCAUAUUAGAAAUUUUUAAUCUUUUUAGUUACGAUGAUUGGAUUCAGGUUGGUCACGAAAAGGAAAUAUACAGCAUUAAUCAUAUUCUUGCGAAAGUUUUCAUGGAAACAGGAAUUGAUGUGGAAAACAAUUAUACUGAGGACAUCAAAGUAUUGACUCUAACCCAAACUCUUACCCAUUUGAAAAAUUUCAAACUUAAAGAUAUUGAUGAACUAUGGAUUAACCAGAUCACUUUAUUGAAGAUGCAAUUUGAGAAAUUUUUGGAUGAAAAUGUCAUGAAUGAUGAUGAAGAUGCUAUUGAAAAGUAUUACAACACUGCCUAUUCAUUCUAUAUCAAUAAGUUAGUAUUAUUGGGCAAGGAAUAUUCAAUUGAAUUUGGCUCAGAGCUGCUGGUUGCCUUUUUGAAGAAAUUCAUAUUUACAAUUUCAAGAAAUUUUGAGAUGAUGAAGUCAGAAUCAAUAAACAUAAUGAAUUUCAAGUUACCGGUAAUCUUGGUUACAUGGCAGUUGCAGAAAUGGAAGAAUAUUUUCUCAACAACUACUAAUAGCGGAAUAAGUGAGAAUAACUUAAAAAGUUUUGAGAAUACUUUAAAAUAUGUCUCAGUUAUAUUGGAUCAGUUAAACAAGUUACUAAUUGAAUUGUGUGACAAAGAAUCAAAUGUCAAAUUCAUUGAUUUAUGUCAUUUGAAAUGGUUGUUGUCCACAUCGGUUAUUGACAUUGCUGUCUCUAUGAGGUAUUUUGAGCUGCAAAUACCUCAAGAAAAUGGAGUAGCCUGGAAGGAUUCCAUGACUGAAAAGUUUCCUUAUUACCUUCAUGACAAAUCUGUGGAAGUACUUUUGCAAGUUUUCCUCUAUUUAGAGAGUUUGGUUGCAAGUAAAAAUGAUGCAAUUACCUUGGAUAAAUUUGCGGAAGAAGAUGUUAAUUUGAACGAUUUAUCAAACGAUAAUUUCUUCGAAGACAACGAAAAGCAACUGUUACUUUAUACAAUCAAAUUGAAGGGCUUAAUAAGGUUAGGAAUUAUUACAAAUGCUGCUUUCGUCAACAGAAUGUCAUUGAAUAAGGACAAACUGGGCGAUCUUUACGAAAAGAUUGUGGACGAUACAAUAUUCGAAGACCAUGAUGCUAAUAAGAAAAAAGAGAAACCAAUUCAUCAAGAUAAACUGGAACAGUCACCUGAGCCAAUUGAUACCAUUGAUAUUAACGAAGAGCGACCAAUAAGUAAGGCCACUCAGGACUCUGUCGAGCCAAUGGAAGAUAGUUCACAGAUUUCCAGCCAAGAUAGCAACGUGCAACCCUUAAGCAGUACACAAGGUCCAAAGGGGCUUGAGCCUAUUCAAGAAACAUCACAGGAAGUUAAAGAGACACCAAGUGAGGUUUUCUCCUCUAUGGAGGUAGGACCUAUUGAGAACGACUCGGAAAUAUAG
This is a messenger RNA of Kazachstania africana CBS 2517, 3522 nucleotides long. It is a transcript of the gene IRR1, whose product is annotated as cohesin subunit IRR1. NCBI's taxonomy places the organism in Eukaryota, Fungi, Ascomycota, Saccharomycetes, Saccharomycetales, Saccharomycetaceae. Gene Ontology annotation, biological process: sister chromatid cohesion. Gene Ontology annotation, molecular function: protein binding; chromatin binding. The transcript has a single exon. The coding region runs from base 1 to 3522 and encodes 1173 amino acids. Gene Ontology annotation, cellular component: cohesin complex; chromatin; nucleus. The record is from RefSeq and is a predicted model, not a curated record.